AUGCUUAAUAUUGAUAACAACAAUUACAUAAGUAAGAUUUAUAGUAAAUCUAUUGAUCUUCACUAAUUCAAAGAUGAAAGCUAUCACAGUAGAAAUAAAAAUAACUAAGAUGCAGAUAACCAAGAAGAAGCAAACGAAGAUGAUAUUUGGGAAAGACUCAACUACAAAUGUCAGAACGAGGCAAAAUAAUACUGCAAGUCUGUCUACCAAGAUCUUAAAACGCAGAAGGCAUGUGAUGUUUUCAUAUUUGAAUAAAAUUUUGAUUUAUAAAAUAAAAUACUCACUCAUAAUGAAAAAUAUAUUGACUACGAAAGAAAACAAAAGCUUCAAAAGGCUAUUAAUGCUAUCAUGGCUUAUCAAGAUAAGAAUAAUUUGGUUGAUUAUCAUCCUAAUAUUAAUACUAUAAGCGGCGAAAUCAAAGAACUUGUUGACAAAGAAAUGACAGCUUAAUAAAAAAAUAAAUGGUGGGGUCACAAGCAAAAAGAAGAAAAAUAGUAAAAUACUGCUGAUAUUGUGAAGGUUAGAAACAUAAUCCAUCAAUCUCUUUAACCAUACCACAAGGACUACACAAAUUCUCCUAAGCAGGGUGAAAUUCAGGCUUAUUUCAAGAGAAUGAGACAAAACAACGGAUAUGAUCAAUGGGGUAAAGAUUCUAAAACUUCGUUUUCUGAGUUUUUAUGGCUACCCGCUGUUUUUGAAUUCUCUGAAAAGAAUUAAAUGUAUGAAGUUCAAGGCAAGCUGUUCCAUCCUCUUGAAUAGUGCCCUGAUUUAGCUGAACUUAAGCAAGAAUUAGGAUAUUUAUUGACUUAUUUCUCAAAACCUCUACAAGAAACUCACGAUCAUUUCAAAUAAUUGCACUAUAAACUUAUGCAUGACUACUCUGAUUUUGAUGAUGGUAAUUCAAUUUAAGAUGUAAAAUCUAAAGUUGAUUUUUCUCAAAAGAUUCAUGCUAUUGUCAAAAUAAGCGAAAUGGAAAUUGCACCUAAUAGCACUUACUCUGGUUAAUGGCAUGUUGAAGGCUUUUCUUCAGAUAACAUUCUUUACACUUGUCUUUAUGUAAUUGAACAUGAUGAAAAUCUUGUUGAUGGAAAGCUUAAAUUUAAAAGAACUCCCCGCUCAGACGAUGUUCCUGGAGAUCCUUAUGAACAGGAAUAAUGUGCUCACUAGUAUUGUCCUAACUAUGAAUAUUUGUGUGAUCCUGAUAAAGUUAUUCCUUUAGGCUCUCUUGAUAUUAAAGAAAACUUGAUGAUAAUUUUCCCUAACUAAAACAUACACAAAGUAAAGGGUAUCAAGAAUGUUACCGACAAACCUCUCAAGAGAAAAAUUAUUGCAUUCUUUGUAGUUAAUCAUGAAGAUUAACCUUUUACUGUUAAUGAUGUUGAAUUCAUAAAGUCAAUUGAAGUUAUUAAAGACUACAGAUUGAGGGAUAUGUAUGAAAGAUCUAAAAACAAGCAAACAGAGGCUCAAUCUUUCAAUUAUUGUGAACAUUGA
This is a messenger RNA of Tetrahymena thermophila SB210, 1491 nucleotides long. RefSeq lists its product as hypothetical. NCBI's taxonomy places the organism in Eukaryota, Ciliophora, Oligohymenophorea, Hymenostomatida, Tetrahymenidae. The record is from RefSeq and is a predicted model, not a curated record. The transcript has a single exon.